This is a messenger RNA of Mucor mucedo, 921 nucleotides long. RefSeq lists its product as uncharacterized. Lineage: Eukaryota; Fungi; Mucoromycota; Mucoromycetes; Mucorales; Mucoraceae. The record is from RefSeq and is a predicted model, not a curated record. The transcript is spliced from 3 exons. Bases 1 to 921 code for a protein of 306 amino acids.
AUGCCAAAUAAACCCCUCCCUAAUAAUAAUAUACCAGUCGUCAAUCACCCACCAGCAGUAAAUAGACCACCACCAGUAGCUCACCCUAAUCCAGCAGAAGGGAAUAAACCACCUGUAGCUCAUCAACCCAUUGUAACGCCAACCGUCCCACAUAUCAACAUUCCUAUACAUACUGCUGGAUACACAAGCACAGUGAUAACCCACGGAUCAAAACCCAACGUAGUUGUCACUGUAAAGGAAAUACCAGACGAACAAGAGAUUCAUCUGCGUUCAUGCUACAGGGGGAACAAAAAAGUUCCAUUUUCACAGUAUUGGAUUCCUAAAGAGAACGAAUGGGAUGAAACCAAUGGUGGGAAACGAGUGUUUUUAGGAGGGGAUAUCAAAAGAAGGUUGAUGGAUAAAGAUAAUGUGGAAGUAGGAUUGGUGCCUGUGGACAUGUAUGAAAAGUGUCGCAUGGAGGGAACGUGUCUUUUAGAAAAUGGUGAUCUGAUCAAUAUCGAUAGCACAACGGACUCAUUCAUUAAAGUGGGAAGACGAGGUCGUGAACAUAAUGUCUUUGGCUUGGGAUCAGGAUCGCAAAAUUUAGUCCCUUUUGUCAGUAUAGCCGCCAAUGACUUGCCAUAUGGCCAAACGUUUUAUAUUCCUCAAUUAGAUGGCCUGGAUUUAGGAGGAAAUCAGCAUCAUAAUGGAUGUGUCAGGGUAGAUGAUGACAGUUGGUCCUUUGACUCCUGUCAAAUCGAUUUUUUCGUUCUAUCGUAUGUCGAUUAUCUUUGGCUAGAUCUUAGUGAUAAAGUGACAAUCAAGCCAAAGAAAUGCCAAAUCAAGAAUUAUAUAACCAAGCAUCAUCUUUCGCUUGUAAAAGCAACCAACAACGAGAAAAUUAUACCAUCUUUACUAAACGCAAAAUAUGUCGUUCAAUAA